This is a messenger RNA of Astyanax mexicanus (Mexican tetra), 1515 nucleotides long. It is a transcript of the gene asb12a, whose product is annotated as ankyrin repeat and SOCS box-containing 12a. The transcript has 4 exons. Gene Ontology annotation, cellular component: cytoplasm; nucleus. Bases 456 to 1376 code for a protein of 306 amino acids. Gene Ontology annotation, biological process: regulation of barbed-end actin filament capping; intracellular signal transduction. Lineage: Eukaryota; Metazoa; Chordata; Actinopteri; Characiformes; Acestrorhamphidae. Gene Ontology annotation, molecular function: protein binding. The record is from RefSeq and is a predicted model, not a curated record.
AACCAAAAUUCGACUGUUUUAGCUAAAAAUAGCGUUUUUAUGGCAGGUUUCUGACAUUUAGAGAACGUGUAUAGUGUGUUUCUGCUCUGAGCUUUGUGUCUGACCCGGUUAAAAAUGAAACAGGAGCACAGGAAGCUCUGUUAGAGCCUGACUGGCCGAGUUUGUGCUGUUUGUUUACAUCAGAUGACUAGACACUUAUUAUCCAACAGUUAAACGCUGAACAUCAGAGAGGUGUUUAUAUUAAAUAUACAGACUGGUCCGCUUUCGAGUUUUAGGAGGUUUUAUUUAAUUUGGUUAUAAUUCGUUUAAAAUGUGGAUUUUGUACUUCUUCAGCCUGGUCUCCCCGUUACUGUUAGCUAGUGUUAGCUGCCUGGAGAACAGGCUGGCUGGAUUUUAUAUCGAGCUAUUUCAUGCUUAGAGAAGGAGAGUUAGAGGGAAAUUAUUAGGUCAGGUCCAUGCUGCAGCUGCGCCCGGCGGAGGAGGAUGACUACGCAGCUGAGAGUUUGGAACUGAACUGUGCAGCGGCCAACGAUGACCACCUCCUGCUGGAGGAGCUGCUGUCACAGGAGCGCUACAGGAAGUGCAUCAACCAGUGCAGCGGCUGGGGACUUCCCAGCACACCUUUACGCAUGGCCGCCUCCAAAGGUCACCUGCGGUGCCUGCAGCUGCUGCUGGCCCACGGCGCGGAGGUGGACAGCGUGGAUGUGAAAGCUCAGACGCCGCUGUUCUCCGCUGUUUGUGGACGGUAUCUGGGCUGUGUUCUGGCUCUGCUGCGUGCUGGUGCUGACCCCAAUGGUAACCUACGCAAUGCCGGCUCUCCUGUGCUAACAGCCGCCCGUGAGGGGGAUGCUGAAAUCCUCCGCCACCUCCUCCGGCACGGUGCAGAGGUCAACGCCAGGUCCAAGGUCACACUGUGGACAUCUGGAGUGGCUGUUUGCAGCGGGCCGCUCUACCUGGCAGCCGUCUAUGGCCACCUGGACUGCUUUAGGAUCCUCCUGCUUUAUGGAGCCGACCCCAACUACAACUGGCCGGACGACAAGUCGUCCACCAGGGCCAUGCCGGCCAGGAAGACAGUGCUGGAGAUGUGCCUGAGACACGGCUGCAGUGUAGAUUUCAUCAGACUGCUGAUCGAGUUCGGAGCUAAUGUCUACCUGCCCACACUGAUCAUAGAGAAGAGCACCAAGCAGAACGAGGCUCUGGAACUGCUGCUGAAAGAGAGAGGCUGUCCUCGGUCGUUGGUGUCUCAGUGUAGGCUAUCUAUCCGCAGACACCUGAAGCAGGUGAACAGGAUUCAAGAUCUAGACUCUCUGGACGUGCCUCCAAGACUUUUAAACUAUCUCAAACACAAACCUAUGAACUGCAGCAUCUCGCAGUGACCACUUGACACACUCAGCUGUGCCUUCAGGAUCUGCCACACACACACGCACACACACACACACACACAUACACAAACACAUACAGUGAGACUACAGUGAGAGCAUUGUAAAUAAAGAGUACUGACUGGAACACUCCAUA